AUGAACUCCAACCCAACAACAACACCGACACCAGCUACUCCUUCACAGAGGCCGGAUAUGAAGGGUCGAAGCUCAAGCGACGGAUCAAAUUAUGCAAUCACAGCUUCAAAGACCUUGUCCCCAACAAACACACUCUCUCCAUUGUCAACUCAGUCCUCGUCACCCUCGACGAAAGGUCAUCUCAGCUUCCCCUUCCCCUUUCCCAGGUCACGAUCCAAGUCCCCGAGGCCACCACCAAUAGACCUUUCCAUUCCCACGUCCACGACCAUCAAGCACGCCCAGACUUCUCCACUGCCGGUUCAAAGCCCUUCCGGUGACCAUCCAAGGACACAGAGACAAGCCUCCGACAGCGCCAUCUCCCCUUCAGCCAUGAGCCCAUCGUCUCCAGACCUUCAGAAACGAGACAGCUGGGUCCAAAAGAAACCGCGCCACAGCGGGAGCUCGCCCGGCGGGUAUGGGCGCCACAGCGACGACUGGCUUUUUGGCAGUAUCAGCAUCACGCAGACGGCGAAGGAGAUCGUCCAUCGAGGCAGGAGGAAGAAGGAGGACAGCGACGCCACCGGAUCUCGUUGA
Cladophialophora bantiana CBS 173.52 is the source of this 573-nucleotide messenger RNA. RefSeq lists its product as uncharacterized. The record is from RefSeq and is a predicted model, not a curated record. NCBI's taxonomy places the organism in Eukaryota, Fungi, Ascomycota, Eurotiomycetes, Chaetothyriales, Herpotrichiellaceae. Bases 1 to 573 code for a protein of 190 amino acids. The transcript has a single exon.